AUGAGCCGCUACUCAGACCUGAUGUACAAGGGCCAGACCAACGCUGGAUAUCCGCAUACCCGCCCAACCGCACAGGGGUCGCUAAUGGUGGGAUGUUGCCAGCAGCCAAGUCGCCAGCUGGUCGGCAGAGGCGCUCACCCCCACCCUGUACCCCAACAUGCGCACCAUUCGCAGUCGGAAUCGCCCCGCUUCCCGGCCAACCUUCUCCACGGCCCCUACAUGGCAGACCCACCAACCCUUUCACCCCAAGCCCCCAAGUCCGGCUGGAAAGGCUCCUUCCCCGCCGACAGCGAUGGAGACGUCGGCAGAAGCUCUGAACCCGUCUCUGACUCCCUAUAUGGAGGGCAGAACACCUCUCCCGUCAGUGGGUGUCCUGGUGGCAUUGGCGCAGUUGACCCAUUCCAAGUCAACGGGAAAGAACAUCUGGGCUUCUCUCUGGGACACAGCGACUCUCUAUUGACCCAACCGAGUAGGGAUGGACCGGUGUCGCCUCCCGACCCCCACAGACCCGCCAGAACUUUUGAGUGGAUGAAAGUGAAGCGGAUCCGAGCAGUGAAAAGGGGAGACUGGAGUAGGAAAUCCGGUGUCUCUGACUCCACCACAGUGCGCAUCAACUUCAACACCAAACAGCUGACUGAGCUGGAGAAGGAGUUCCACUUCAGCAGGUACCUGAGCCGGGCUCGCAGGGUGGAGAUAGCCUCAGCUCUGAGCCUCCACGAGAGUCAAGUGAAGAUCUGGUUCCAGAACAGGAGAAUGAAAGAGAAGAGGAGGGAGCGAGAGAGUCCGGGAGUCAAGGAUCCCUUCUCCCCAAGCACCUCCCGCAUCCCCUCCCCGGCUCCAACGCCCCUUGGCCGGGAAGACCAAGUGGGCACAGUCCUUGUGAGUUAG
Callorhinchus milii (elephant shark) is the source of this 888-nucleotide messenger RNA. Its product is annotated as homeobox protein Hox-B1-like. Gene Ontology annotation, molecular function: RNA polymerase II cis-regulatory region sequence-specific DNA binding; DNA-binding transcription factor activity, RNA polymerase II-specific. The transcript has 2 exons. Gene Ontology annotation, biological process: regulation of transcription by RNA polymerase II. The record is from RefSeq and is a predicted model, not a curated record. Gene Ontology annotation, cellular component: nucleus. Bases 1 to 888 code for a protein of 295 amino acids. NCBI's taxonomy places the organism in Eukaryota, Metazoa, Chordata, Chondrichthyes, Chimaeriformes, Callorhinchidae.